AUGGAUACCUUUCGGUUGCUCUUGAUUAUAUCGAUCAUCAUCUCCUCAUCUUCAUCUUUCUCUCCUGCUGCCGCCGCCACCGCCGCCGCCGUUAGCAGCGGCGACAAAGUGACGCUCGCUCUCUAUUACGAAACCCUGUGUCCGUACUGUUCCAACCUCAUCGUCAACUAUCUGUACAAGCUCUUCGAUUCCGACCUCAUUUCCAUCACCGAUCUGAAGCUCAUCCCUUACGGAAACGCCAAAAUCAAACCUAAUUCAACCAUCACUUGUCAGCAUGGCCCGUGGGAAUGCAUACUGAAUACUGUUGAGGCUUGUGCUAUUGAUGUUUGGCCUGAUGUGAAGGAUCACUUUCCUUUUAUCUAUUGUGUGGAGAAUCUCGUAUAUGAGAACAACUAUACCUACUGGGAAACUUGUUUCGAGAAAUUGGGUUUGGAUGCGUCUCCCGUGACUCGGUGUUUGAAUAGUGAGCGUGGAACAGAGCUUGAGCUUGGAUAUGCAGCUGAAACAAAUUCACUUCAACCACCUCACACAUAUGUACCAUGGGUGGUUGUGGAUGGACAACCACUAUACGAUGUUCGUAUUUUCCUCUACUUUUCCAGACUUGAGUACCCGUGUCAUUUAAUACUUAUAUGCUGGCACUCUGCAAGAUAA
Messenger RNA from Striga hermonthica, 651 nucleotides. NCBI's taxonomy places the organism in Eukaryota, Viridiplantae, Streptophyta, Magnoliopsida, Lamiales, Orobanchaceae. The record is from the annotation of a GenBank genome assembly.